AUGGAGAAGAGAGAUAUGGGUUUUGUGAUGGUAAUUGCUUUGGUUUUGGGUGUGAUGGUAACAUUAUGCAAAAGUGAAUAUGAGAAGUGCAGAGGGGCUGAGCCAUUAAUUGACCAAUGUUUGUCUUAUUUUGAGAGCAAAAGCAAAACACCACCACCUGAUAGUUGCUGUGUGGGAGCAGAAGUGGUGCUUCGAAAUGCCAAUGCCAACACCCAAAGUAGAAGAAAUCUUUGUGAAUGCUUGAAAUGGUAUUCAAAUUCUUUUCCCAUUGAUGAUGACAAAGUGACUCAUCUUCCUCAAACAUGCAACAUUCCCUCUUAUUUUCCUAUUGACCCAACAGAGGAUUGUAAUUCGAUUUCAUGA
Messenger RNA from Abrus precatorius (Indian licorice), 363 nucleotides. Its product is annotated as non-specific lipid-transfer protein-like. Gene Ontology annotation, biological process: lipid transport. Gene Ontology annotation, molecular function: lipid binding. Gene Ontology annotation, cellular component: membrane. The transcript is spliced from 2 exons. The record is from RefSeq and is a predicted model, not a curated record. NCBI's taxonomy places the organism in Eukaryota, Viridiplantae, Streptophyta, Magnoliopsida, Fabales, Fabaceae. The coding region runs from base 1 to 363 and encodes 120 amino acids.